AUGAAGAGUCGACAGCUUGCAUCUCGAUUUUCAGCUGCAUUUACCGUCCUCUCGACUACACAGAGUCCAACUGCUUGGGCUUUUCAACCUGCUUUAAGCAAUCACUCUUUUGGCUCAAGAAUGUCUUCCACGAGAGUACCCAAAUUCGAAAUUGCUCAGUUUCCGUGUCGAAGCGACAACUAUGGAUUUCUGCUCCACGACCCAGCUACUGGAAAUACAUGUGCGAUUGACACACCAUGUGCUACAAGUUAUAAGAAGGUUCUAGAUGAAAAGGGCUGGAAAUUGACGCACAUUCUCAAUACGCAUCGUCACUACGAUCAUGUAGACGGCAACCUGGAACUGAAAACAGAGGGCGUUACAAUCAUCGGACCCAAGAACGAACGAAAGGAAAUACCUGGGAUCGACACCAAGGUUGGUGGGGGAGAGGAACUUGAACUUGGAAGUUUCAAGGCUCAAGUACUGGAGGCAGGAGGGCACACCGAUGGACAUGUUGCUUUCUAUUUUCCAGAGCUUUCCGUCAUUUUUGCUGGAGAUUGUUUGUUCUCACUCGGUUGUGGCAAAAUGUUCGAGGGCACACCGACACAAUUUUGGUCGUCACUUGAAACCAUGCGUAGUUUACCGGAUGAGACUAUGGUAUACUGCGCCCACGAGUACACCGAGAGCAAUGGCAAGUUUGCACUAAGUGUAGAACCCAAUAAUCAAGUCCUCAUAGACCGAAUGGCUGUUGUCAAACAAAAACGAGCGCGAGGGGCUGCGACUGUCCCAACGGUUUUGGGUGAAGAAAAGAAGGCAAAUCCUUUUCUGCGAGGUGAUAUCAGUGAAGAAAUUCAACAAAAUGUGGGGAUUACCGCCACUGACUCUCCAGCAGAGGCAUUUGGAAAGAUAAGGAAAGCCAAGGAUAACUUUUAG
This is a messenger RNA of Cylindrotheca closterium, 909 nucleotides long. The record is from the annotation of a GenBank genome assembly. NCBI's taxonomy places the organism in Eukaryota, Bacillariophyta, Bacillariophyceae, Bacillariales, Bacillariaceae.